AGUAACGUGGUUGUGUUGGCUCAUACCUAAGACUGUGAAUUGCCAUUUUAAUGGCACAUGCUUUUCUCAGCUCACUGAUGGAGGGUUUGCUGGACUGCGAUGACACGUUCAGGGAUGUGCGAGAAGCCAGGAAUGCUGAUUGCCUAACCUGUCAGGCUCUAUGUUCUUUUGCUUCACAAACCUCACAAAACUGGAAGCAGGAAUGUGUCAGCGGGAGGUGUGCACAGUCAGUAGAAAUCUAAACGUAUGAAGAAUUUCUUCUGUGGGCAACCUGUGAAGUGCUGAAGGGACAAACGUUGCCUCUGGUUGGUGGGAUCUGCUGUCUGUCACGCAGCCGAGGAGACGCAGCCGCCCGGCUCCCUGCUAGAGCAGAAGAGCAGAUGUGCUUGGUGUGGAGGGGCUGACUCUCUUCUCAAUGGAAAGAAACGCUGCAGUUAGAUUCUUACUCCUUUAUUUAUAUGUGGGAUUCUCGGCAUCUGUGGAGCAAAUGUUUGCAAUAGUGGAUGGCAGUUCGCAUGCAUUUUCAGAUCAAGAUCUUCUGCAAAGAAAUGGUCGACGUUUUGACGGUGGUGUGAAGCCAAAAUUUAACAUAAACCAACUAGCAAUUACACAGGUCAUCAACUACAACCUGAGCAGGAAAGAACAGUUGGAAAGAGAAGCCAGGAGGCCGCUCACACACAGCCACUACAGCCCUCUCAAUGUCACCGUUAAUGGCAUCCCCUGCAUUCUCUUCUGGGCCAAGAGGAUCAUGAUUAAAUUCAAAAACCACACUCAGCUGGAUUUGACAGAGAAGACGUUUGGUGUCCAUGCAACCGUGGAUGUUGGAGAUUCUAACUGCAGUGAAGACAGCGCAGUGCUUUCUCUGAAGUUUGGUGACAUUGACAAUCUAAAGGGACUUGUUAUGAGAUUCUUAUUAACAACCAGCUAUUACCAGCUGUCUGUUCAGAACUGGUUCAGUUUACACAGACUGCAGCUUGUUUACAACCACUCUGUACAAGCCACGUUCAAUGCAACCAGAAUAUAUGCGCCGUCAAGUUACUCCUACCACUGUGACCGCGUGAGCAGCUUGCAGAGAUAUGAUGCACUCCUGAUACCCAGCUCCCCAAAUGAUGUUUCGAAGCUCUGGGAAGUCACUUUUAUUGAUUUCCAGAUUCAAGGUUUUAACAUUCAAGAAGGACAUUUUGCCUAUGCGAAAGACUGUGCAUCCUUUUUCUCUCCAGCAAUACUUAUGGGUUUGGUUAUGUCACUGAUUCUGCUUCUAGUUCUUGCCUAUGCUCUUCAUAUGUUGAUCCACUUGAAAUCUCUUGACAGGCAUUACGAAUGCAAAGCUUCUCCUGCCUAUUUUGUACAAAUGAAAGACAAUGACAUGGGGGAUGAGAAAGAGCCUCUGAGAAACAGUGGAAAUGAAUCCUAUGAACUUAGAAACCAACAAUUCUGUAAAAUCUAUAUUUAAAAGUAUGCAUCUGUCUCAGUGAAACAAGUGGUAUUUUUUCUGCUGGCACUGUUCUCUUUAGUUUGUGUGGAUUUUUCACCAACUGAUCAAUGGAAAAGUAGGUAACAGACUGGGUAGCCAGUUUCUGGCUGUUAUUUAUGGAUAACCAUCUCAAAGAUGCUUUGGAAAACAAGUACAAGCCAAAAUAAUCCUCAUGGAGUGAGAGAAUUCAUGUGGUGGGAGUUUAUUUCUGUAGUACAAAACCAGAAUGCAUAUC
Molecule: messenger RNA, 1709 nt
Organism: Nothoprocta perdicaria
Lineage: Eukaryota; Metazoa; Chordata; Aves; Tinamiformes; Tinamidae
Gene: ATP6AP1L
Product: ATPase H+ transporting accessory protein 1 like
Exons: 9
Coding region: 416-1453 (345 amino acids)
Cellular component (GO): proton-transporting V-type ATPase complex
Source: RefSeq, a predicted model, not a curated record